ACGCCAGCCCACUCGGAGUCAUUUUGGGGAAGAGGUCACCGUUGCUGUACUGUACAUGAGUUUAUUGGAAAGAGGCAGAGCUCAUUCUGCUGCAGACGAUCACCACCAUGUGACUGUCGUUAACAGACUCACACAGAGAAGAGGCGCACAACCUGAUCCAUGCGUCUGGAUCAGCAGCAUCAGACGUGGAUUCCUCCUCCUGCUCCUCCUCCUUCUCCUCCUGCUCAGGUGGUGGCCCUUUUUUCUGGAAGUUACGCGUAAACAAACUUCCCUGAGAUGUUUUUGUUCACGCAAGGUCUGUGCUUCCUGCCAGUGUUUCUGGUCGUCUGGUCUUCCUCCACCUUCAUCAUUUCCUAUCUGAUCGCGAUUUUCAGGGGCGACGUCGAUUUAAUCUUCCCGUACAUCAGUGACACAGGUGCUAAACCCCCGGAGAGCUGCAUUUUUGGCCUGAUGACAUUCAUCUCUGCCUGUGCAGGAAUAUCCACCAUUUACGCCCGAUACAAGUUUGUGGAGAAGCUGGGUGAGGAGACAGGGGCGAGGAGGACGGGUCUCAAUAGAAGUGGUCUGGGGGUGGGGCUGCUCUCCUGUCUGAGCAUGUGCAUUGUGGCCACCUUUCAGAAAACAGCCGUGAUGUUAGUCCAUGACAUAGGAGCGGUGCUGUUCUUCGUCUCCGGCAUCACGUACAUAAUCCUCCAGUCGAUCAUUUCCUAUCGGACCUAUCCGUUCGGAUCCUCCUCCAGCCUGUAUCGAGUGCGUUCGGGCAUCGCCAUGCUUGCUGCGCUGGCGUUUUUCCCCGCUAUCAUCUGUGCCUCUUUUGUGAAGCAGAGCACGCUGAUCCGAGACCGAGAGGCAGAGGACUAUCCUUUCUACCUGGCCAGCGCUGUAUGUGAGUGGGUCGUCGCCUUCAGCUUCAUCCUCUUCUUCCUCACGUACAUCGACGAUUUCAAAGUUUUUACUUUACAUGUGAAAACAGAGCUGGAGGAGUCGUCGUGAUCUGCAGCUGAACGCCAGUAUUUUUUUUUUUUUUUAUGAGAGUUUUAUGCCUUUUUAUUUUUGUACACAACAACAUAUUGUGAGUCUAUUGGGAGAGCAGGUUAUUUUCGCCAUCUUUCUAUUAUUGCGUUGUAACAGCUGGCCGUCAGAUUUGGGGUUUAAGGAAAAAAGAACUGACAACAGCCUGAUUUUUUAUACUGUUUAAACGAUCCCAAGGUGUACUCAUGUGUUCAUGCCGCCCGUUGUCACAGGACCGUCACUUUGCACUUUGCACUCCUGACUCCUGCCACAUCAGCUGAACACUUCCUCUCGGACCUGUGACCACUCAUACGAGAAGUUGUGGCCGUGCAGUGAUCACCUGACUGCUGCACAUGUGAUUUAAUCUCAAACCAAUUAAGUGUUGUUCUGUGGGAACAUUGUUUUGUGAGAAGAUUUGAGAAAUGCCAAACUAAUACUGUAUAUGUAUAUGGGGUACUGUUUUUAUAUUGCACACCAGGAAACAGAUGUUUUUAUAAGCAUCAGUGUUCGGUACAGACAAUGAUGAAGGGAGUUAAUCUCUUUCAGUGGAUGCUCCGGUUCAGAGUUUCGGUUGCAGGUACUGACUGUACACUGCGGUCAUAUAGUGCAGCUGUGGAUGUGACUGUGCACGUGACCACAUCCGGGAAUCAUGCACUUAGGAUCAAGCUGUUUUUUAUACAGGAGAAUUAGACCAUUGUGAGAAUUAGUCGCUCAAUGAAACUGCCAAAUUUCAUUCUUAUAAUAAACAGGAAGAGGUGUGUUCGAUGUGCUUUAACGCCCUCUCAGAGAAUGCGUAGCGCUUCCCUAAAUUCUUUCACUCAUGACUCUUUAGGACUAAAUGAAAGUCUUAAUUUCUUUCUCUUCUUUUGAAUCAAGCACUAGGAUUUAUCCACAUUAUAAAGCCUUCACAAGAACACAGAUUCACAAUUUUUCCACCUCAGAUACUGUAUUUACAUUGGGAAAAGUUUUGUUUGUUCAAUUACUUUUGUAUUUUAGCUUGUGACAUAAUAUACUGCACAUAUCAUAAUUUCCUGCUGAGCUUAAUGAGAAGAUAAUAUGAUAGUAUUAAGAAGAAGGAUGCACUUUUUGAACAAAUUAUAUGAGUGUUUAUUACAGGCACAAAUCACAGAUGCAACGAUUCUCUCUCUUGUAACCAAAGUGCUUUUCAGACGUCUCUACACUAUUGUGUAAUGUCCAUUCAUAGAAAUCUUAUCAAAAGACAAUAAAUGUAUUUUGUACUAAAACA
Molecule: messenger RNA, 2257 nt
Organism: Platichthys flesus (European flounder)
Lineage: Eukaryota; Metazoa; Chordata; Actinopteri; Pleuronectiformes; Pleuronectidae
Gene: dram1
Product: DNA-damage regulated autophagy modulator 1
Exons: 7
Coding region: 277-993 (238 amino acids)
Biological process (GO): regulation of autophagy
Cellular component (GO): lysosome
Source: RefSeq, a predicted model, not a curated record